Molecule: messenger RNA, 2913 nt
Organism: Vigna radiata var. radiata (mung bean)
Lineage: Eukaryota; Viridiplantae; Streptophyta; Magnoliopsida; Fabales; Fabaceae
Exons: 3
Coding region: 291-2480 (729 amino acids)
Source: RefSeq, a predicted model, not a curated record
UUUUAGCAUAGACAUAUACAGAAGAUCAUCUGUUCACUGUCUCUUCUUUCUCCUCCUUUUCGUGUGAGAGAGAGUUCGUUGUUCCUCUCUUUUCUGUAGUUACCGUUCUCCCUUCACUUUUUUCAAACCAUUUAUAAUACUUCGCUUCUUCUUCUUCUUCUUCCCAUUGUCUUUGCCUUUCGUUUUGGAAUUCUGAAUUUCCAAGCUGCCAAGACAAUGAUUAUGUGUUGACACUCAUUCUUUCAUCACUUCUCCAGCAACUACUUCUAUUGCAGGGCUGUAGUCUGUGAAUGGGGCAAGAAUUGGAGUUAGAUCUGAACGACAAGUCUUCCGUGGGUCUUAGUCCCGACACAGUUCUUCCAUCUCAGCAAUAUUGUUUGAAUGUGAAGAAAAUAUAUAAAAAUGGGAAACCCACUGGGAAAGAUGAUUUUUUGAAACUUAAAGAGAACUUUGCUGAUAUCAAUUUUGGUAGGUCCCGUAAUUCUUCUUCACAUAAGAGCCUUACCUUUAGAUCUCAUGGACUUGAAGGUAAUUUAGAAAUUAGAAAAGGUUCCAAGUAUGAGACUUCAGAGCAAGCUAUAAGUAUAAAGAAAAUGAGCACCAUGAGGGGAAGGAAAAAAAUAGAAAUUUCAUCUAGGAGUAGUGAUGCCUCUUUUUCGGGUAGUGUUGUUGAUUCUCUGUGCGGUUCAGAUGAUGAAAGUAGGGACGAGAGACCUUCAGUAAUAUCCCAGGACUCUAAUUUAGGUUCACCAUUUUCAUCUGUUUCUGGUUCCUGUGCUGGAAUGGAGAACAACACUUCAAAUGGCUAUAUUGAAUUUUGCUUAAAUUCGGAUGUUUGGGAUGAAAAAUAUGGUGCUGUAGAAGGGAUUGGUUCUAUAAAUACAGAAAGCAUAGGUGAAAAGGUUGUUUGUUCAUUGAUCGAUGGUAAUUAUCAUCUCAAAAAAGAUUCAGUUCAUGGAUUUCAAAAGUCAGUCUCUUCUGUAGUUGAAAUCUCUCACAUGCAAUCUCCUUUCGAGAGUGACUGCUCUCCAAGAGCAAGUCCAAAAGUCUCACUCGCCUCUAUGAGGAAAAGGUUAACUCCAUUCACAAAGUCGAAAACUUUGACUAGCCCAGUGAGUUGUGUGCUGGAAACUGAGGUCAAAUUAACUCGUACUAGAAAUGGUACAAGAAACAGGACUUAUCAGAGAUCUUUGUUAAAUGACUUCUCUGGCACAGCAAAGCAUUCUGACAUUAUUUCUGAAUUUAUCAAUAGAGAUAUCCAGUUUUCAGGUCUAUCAUGCUCACCUGUUCAUCUUCAUGGCAAACUCAAGUUGAAAAACAAACAUGGACUGCCAGUUUUUGAGUUCAGGGUAAAGUGCCCUGAAGAUGUCUUUGUGGCAAAGACCUGGAAAUCAGACAAUGCUUUCAACUGGGUGUAUACCUUUCACUCAAUGGAUAAUAGAAAGAAGAGUACGGCCUCUGACUUUGGAUCCCAUUAUUCUGACAAAGAUUCAUCAAUGGUAGCACAGAUGCUAGCUUCCUCUGAUUCAUGUUCGAAAUUAGAAGUUGGAAUGUUUGACAACUCUAUGGUGACAGAAUUUGUGUUGUUUGAUCUUGCACGCUCAAGAAAAAGUGUUUUGCCGGAAAAAAAGCCUUACAGCGAGAAUAAUUGUUCUAGCACUCUAAAAGAUUCCCGUGUAGGAAUGAAGAGAGAAACUUUGAGACCAGACGAAGAGACUUUGGCAACUAAAAGCAAGCCUAUAUCAAGCAAUGCGUGUUUUGACAAUUCAAAUUCUUAUCCUUUGUCAUCCACAGAAUUAUAUUCAAACCCUGAGAUGGCUGCCAUUCUUUUGCAAAUUCCUUUUCGCAAGAGUGAAAGCUUGAAAUGCGAAAGGAAGGAUAGAGUGAAGGCUGAAAUGCGAAAAAGCCUUCAUAACGGAAAAGUCCUAGAACAGGUGAAGGUGGUACUACCAACUGGCAACCAUGGCUUGCCAAGUUCUGAUAGCCAGGGUCCCUCAUCAUUACUUGAUCGAUGGAAACAUGGUGGAGGUUGUGAUUGCGGUGGCUGGGACAUGGCGUGUCCCCUUAUUCUCUUAGGCAACCCUGCUGUUCAAUUUGCUGACGACAACCCUCUUAUGGAGGAAUAUCAAACUCUGGAACUUUUCACUCAGGGAGUCAAAGAACGAACUCCUACAUUUGGCAUGACCAUGGUUGAAGAGGGGCAAUAUGCAGUUGAUUUCCAUGCACAGUUAUCUCCAUUACAAGCUUUCUCCAUUUGUGUUGCCAUUUUGCAUGGCACCUCCACCUUCGGCGGUUCGGGGCAGGAGAAAAGGCAACAGAUUUCUCGAUGCAAUUCAUUGAAAAUGCUUCUUGAGGAGGAGGUGGAGUUACUGAUGAACUCAGUGACCAAAGGUGAGAAAAAGAACGUGUCCAAGAUUCAUAAAGGAAUUCCUCGAUCCUAUGUGCCAAACCCACCUUUUUCUCCUAUUGCUCGCGUGUAAAAGUGUAGAGUACACUCGAUCCAAGUUAGACAUUUCUGCAAGCUUUGAGCCCAUUGUUCAGGCCUUUGCUAGGAACAGGAUUUACAUGAAUAUGAGUAGGAGGUGGAACAUUCUCUGCUUCUGCUUGAACUGAGUCUGGAUUUACAUGAAUACACAAUGUCACCCACAAUGCGCUGCUAUCAUGAAGAAAAUGUGAAUCAUAGUCUGUAACACCAAAUAGAACAUAAUAUUGUCCAUAUUGUAAGGGAUAAAAGAGGGUAUAGAAAUUGGUUGUAGUCUGGAUUCCAAACCUUUCUGUAUGUAAACAUUCAGAAAUCAAAUCACACUGGAAAUCAAUCUAUUAAUUUGUUUAAUAAAACUUGUCAGUGCCUGGGAUAAAAACCCAGAUGAACCUCCAUUUAACAGGAAGACAGAGUAGAUCAGAAACCACAAC